Messenger RNA from Culex pipiens pallens (northern house mosquito), 1536 nucleotides. RefSeq lists its product as uncharacterized. Gene Ontology annotation, molecular function: phosphoric diester hydrolase activity. The transcript is spliced from 3 exons. NCBI's taxonomy places the organism in Eukaryota, Metazoa, Arthropoda, Insecta, Diptera, Culicidae. Bases 47 to 1399 code for a protein of 450 amino acids. Gene Ontology annotation, biological process: lipid metabolic process. The record is from RefSeq and is a predicted model, not a curated record.
UCUAAUUCUUUUUCCAGUUGCCGAUAUUCAGACAUUUUUUCGAGUCAUGUUUAAUUUGAGUGUUUCCGGUAUUUUGUUAACAGUUUUUGUAAUUUCAACGAUUGCAAACGACACCUGCCCCGUAUUCUUAACCCUGUCGUCUCUAUCCAGACACAUUGAAGAUGCUUCCGUAGUGAUCAAUUGGGGUCCCGAUUGUGAGUCGCCUCCAGAUUGGAUUGGGCUCUACACAAAAAAUCCAGCCUUUUCGGAUGAUCCACCAGUGCUAAAAAUCGAAGUCAACGGUCGAAAGAAUGGUGAAGUUAUUACGAAUCAAAAGUUCGGCAAGCAGCGACUUCCCGGAGGAUGGAGCUACGACGAAGUCUUGCGGCACAUCCCGAAGCGUCGGGCGAAGCCUCUGUGCUUUGACAUAUACCUUGUCAGUUAUAAUCACCUCAACAAGCUGCAAAUCUUCGAUUGCUUAAAAAUCCAACCGAACUGGAUGUUCACGGAAAAGAGCAUUGGGAAUGUGUCGUUGAAGGACCUUUUCCUGCCCGGAACCCACUGUUCUGCAUGCUACCAAACUAAGGCCAAUGCCAACAACAAUCUGCUGAAGAAGGUCGGGUUUCAUCAGGAUUUGGAUAUUUGGACUCAGUUGGUGUUUGGAGUUCGUUAUUUGGAUUUCUCCAUCGGAUACCAUCCUUACCACAACAGCACCCGUAACUUUUGGGUCAUGAACGAGGGUUACCGCGUUGGUUGGAUACUACCGAUUCUGCACGAUAUUCGCCGAUUUGUGAUUCUCUCCGAGGAAACAAUUGUUCUAGACUUUCGUCGAUUCCCCCUUGGAUUCCACAGCCACCCGGAGCAGCAUGCCGAAUUUUUGUCCAUUUUGGACCAGGAGCUUGGGGACCUGGCUUACCGGCGACCAUACUUUGAAAACGCAGACGACGAUCAAACCGUUUCGUACCAUCUGACAAUCGAAGACAUGCGUCGCCAGGGCAAAUACAUCCUCAUCACGUACAAUCACGCUGCCAGUCUGAACGAUUCCGACCUUAUCUGGGCACCGUGGACGAAAUAUUCGAGUUCCUCUCUGAAGCACACCGAGUUGGGCCAGUUCAUGAAUAAAUUGUUCUCCCAAAAGCAUCCGGACGCACCGAAAAACAUUGGAUGGAGCUUUCAUGGCGUCCAAGGCUACCAAAGCAGUUCAAGCUCCGAGGAGAUUUACCUGAUGCCCAAGGAACGUGCCAAUCUGACCAACCCAAAACUGAUGCGGAUGCUCGGGGGUCCUUGGAGUUUGCGGGCAAAUGCCGUCCUGUUGGACUUUUUCACCAACACUAAUCUGAUCGAUAUGGCGGUACACACGAAUCGAUACAAAACACUCAAGAGCAUGGGCGACGAAGUCAUCGUGCUGGAUAUUCAGUAAAAUGCAUUCUAUUUCACGUAUAUUUAUUAAGAGCACAUUCCAUACAUGUUUCAUUUGAAUAAGAGCAGAAUUUCAAAAGUUUAUAUUUAAUUGCAGUGCUAAUAUUAAUUGAAUAAAAUAAUUAUUUAGAAUCAAGA